This is a messenger RNA of Plectropomus leopardus (leopard coralgrouper), 3295 nucleotides long. RefSeq lists its product as uncharacterized. Gene Ontology annotation, molecular function: protein serine/threonine kinase activator activity. Gene Ontology annotation, cellular component: nuclear replication fork. Gene Ontology annotation, biological process: DNA damage response; regulation of DNA damage checkpoint; replication fork processing. The record is from RefSeq and is a predicted model, not a curated record. Lineage: Eukaryota; Metazoa; Chordata; Actinopteri; Perciformes; Serranidae.
AUGGCGGCAUGCUCCAAACGAAUGAGCUAAAAGCAAAAACACAACAAAAGUGUCGGUGAAAACAUGAACAAACAGUGAAUUUAAAUUACCGACAGCGAUAUCUUUAGCUGCGAAGCAUCCGCGAAGCUUUUAAUACAAGAUGUUCGGCGGAAGUUGCGCCGGUGUUGCAGUUUUAGUGAACGAUGUCAGAGCCGAGGACGCAUGCUGCUGCUGCAGAGUUCACUGAGCUGUGGAGGAGUGUCUCCAAACUUAAUCACAACAAAACACACGAUCAGACAAAUGGACAGCAGAUGCCUGGCUCAUCAGCAUCAGAUUUGCAGAGUCCGAAGCGCAGAGGCUGCAGCAGGUACCCCGGCUUGAAUAAUGGGGAUUCUCCGGGUGAUGUUGAACCAUCACAAGACAUUUUCUGGGAUCCCACAUCGCCCACUUCAGCUAAUACUGGUUUGGGGCUCAGGAACCCUCGAGUUGUGGAAAUAUCAGAUAUCGUCAACCGCAUUGCUCCAAAGGAUGUGAAGCGAAAGGGGACUGAGUCUCCUCUGCUGCAGUGGAUCGGUGACAGUGCUGUCCCAUGCACACCCGACAUCCCAAAGCCAAGAGGCAGGAAGAAGUCCUCGAGGCAGAGCAGUGUUGACGACCUCCUGAAACUGGCCAGGCAGUUUGAUGAGAACAUGCAGCAGGACAGGGAGACUUCAGAGCAGCUCAGCACCGUCAACAAGAACCUGAAUGAAUGUGCAACUACUUCCAAAACAAAACUGACAGAGACAUCGCCCCCCGGCAAUGUGAAAAACCCAAAGUGCCCGUCCUCUGCGGAUCAGGUGGAGGCAGAGCUGCACGCUCUGUUUGACUGCUCCACUCAGAAAGUCAGCGGCCGGCUGAGCCAGGGCUCCUCGACAUCAGCCUGUUCACAGGAAAUAAAACACCAACCUUUGACUUCGACUUUAGCCGAACCCCGACAAUCAGAGCUCAAGUCAGCUGACCAGUCUGGCCCAGCUGCACAUCCUGCUGAAGAUAAAGGAUCUUUUGGUUCUAGUGCGAAAAACUGUGAUGACUUUGAAGACGACUGGGAGAACGAUGACCUGCUUAAUGAAUCUUUUGUGCUGGCGAUGACCCAGAAUCCUGACCAGCAACAUGACACCAACCCUAAAACCACCUUGCAGUCCAACACAAAGACAAACACUACUCAGAUCACCUCCGUUUGCAAAACUGCUGCAAAUACAACCUCUGCACAUCAGCCCUCAAACUCCAAGCCAAGCUGCAGUGUGCUCCAGGAGCUGUGUCCCAAGCCAAAGACUACCAACCGAAGCACUUUCAAGUUACAGGCCAACCCUCACUUCCAGCCCAAGGUGGCUGCCAAGGAGGUUUCCAAGUCCACUUUCACCGCUCUACAACCUAAAUCAGAGAUGUCUGACCAAAAAUCUGCAACCGCAAAGACACUGUCUAUUCCCAUUCCUGACAAGAUCGCUAAUGAUCACAGAGGGACUCGUGUAGCUGCAGACUCUGCUAAAGACAUCUCAGACAGCUUAUGGGAUGAUGGGGAUGAUGACGCGCUGCUCUACCAAGUAUGUGACACCGUGGAGCGGAUCUCCAACAGUCAGUCGAGCCCCGGCAACUGCCAAGAAAAACAAGAUUUUGCUGCAGACAGACAGCGAAAGCCCCCUGCGCCUCUGCCAAUCGACACGUUGCAGUCCACGAACAUCAAUGCUAAGAGCAAGUCGCCAUGUGCUUUUGUUCGUUCUAACUCCUUGCCGGGGGCCAGCAGAAACACUGUGAACUACCAGGGAUGGAACGUUCCCAUGAAAGGUGCCAGCAACGAAUCACGGAUGUCUCAGAGCCUCCCAGGAAGCCAUGUGAGUCUGGGCACAUUUAACCAGAGCAGGGAUUCCUCUGGAAGUUUCCAGGCGGGGAAUGUGGACAUGAAGCCACAUACAGUGACAGCCAGAGCACCGCAGAACCCCAAGUCCCAUCACACAGCCUUCAAGAGAAAUGUAUCGGACUCAGCAGCUAUAAGCAACAAAGUUUUCGUCACAAGCCAGAUGACGUGGAAGUGCUCUGCAGCUGAGAUCGAGAGGAAGAAACAGGAGGCCUUGGCCAGGAGGCGACUGCGAAUGCAGAACACUCAGAAACCGUAGAGCAGCGUCGCUCUGACUGAAGGGAUAUUGUUGUACUGUAAUAAGUCUUUACAAAACUCAUUCCACACCAGCGUUUCAGCCAGCUCCUUAUGAAGAUGUUACCAAUGACGAUAUCUAACAUGAUGUCAUGUUGGUGUUAAAAGUUCAGUAUUAGAGAUUUACAGAAAGGACCUCGUGUCUAUUUAAAAAAGUAACUAACUGCUGUAAGAGCUGCUGGACAUUUUCUCUGUAAAUGUAGAAAGAUGUUUACAUGAAGCGAGUUUUAUGCACAGAUUGAUGCGAGUCUCAGAUCUGGUGCUGGGAUAACAUUACAAGAGAUUUUAAUUUGCCUUUUUCACUUUUUUAUCGUGACAAAUAGUUUACAUUCACUUGUUAAAAAUAAUCCUAAUUGCUGAAUAACACAUUUAAUGUUAUGCGGCAUUGUCAGCUCUCUGCACAUAUUUUGGAUAAGAAAUGUUUUUCCUGAAGUUUGCUUUUGUUAAAAGUAGUGAAUAGUCUCUUCUGAUUUUUCCCUUUUAAGCUGCAAUAGCAACAGCUGACAGACAUUAAACAAAAUAUGCUGAUAUUAUCCAUCAGACAUCAGUGUCUACAGUUCACACUGCAUGUGUUCGAUAAAACAGAUAGCGUGUCCGCAACUUGUAUUGAUGGCACACUGAAAAUAUUUUGCAACUUUAUAAUUAAAAGAGAAUUGCCUGAGGUAAAUUAACACAGUGUUGUAACAUAAUCUAAAACCUUUGCGUGGGGCCAAAUUGCAAAUUUAAUAGUUGGGAAAAUAACAUGUCUUUGUGACACAGCAGAUUUAGUUUAGUUUCUUAUUUGUAUUUCUCUCUGUUUUGUGCACGUCACAUUUUUUUAUGAUUUCAAUUUUGCACAGAAUUAAGUGUCAUACUGUACAGACAGUGUUAUAGUACUCUCCUCUUAAAGCAUACUUUUGGACCAGUGAGACCACAAUCAGAUAAAAAUGUUGGUGACCACUUUGUUUCUACCUUAGUGCCUUAGUAUGUCACAACGAGUUUGACUCCAGCCUCCUUCACUGAACAACAUGAUGGAUUUGGCUGUAUACAUUUUCCUAAUUUAUAUGUAAUGUUUAUGCCUUUUACACUAUUACUGUUUUUCUAUGCUUCUGCUCUUUCCUGCCAAACCCACAACAAAGGAAUAAACAUUUG